Saccostrea echinata is the source of this 4749-nucleotide messenger RNA. Its product is annotated as echinoderm microtubule-associated protein-like 1. The transcript has 21 exons. The record is from RefSeq and is a predicted model, not a curated record. Gene Ontology annotation, biological process: microtubule cytoskeleton organization; intracellular signal transduction. Gene Ontology annotation, cellular component: mitotic spindle. NCBI's taxonomy places the organism in Eukaryota, Metazoa, Mollusca, Bivalvia, Ostreida, Ostreidae. Gene Ontology annotation, molecular function: microtubule binding. Bases 24 to 4094 code for a protein of 1356 amino acids.
GAUCCUGAGAUGGGUGUCGUGUAAUGGGACAGGUUCCCCUGUUUAACAACCAAUUCCCCCGUGUGUUUUCUGUCACUAUGCUUCAGUUGCCCGGGAUAUAUUUACCGCUAUCAUGGAGUUCCCAACUUCUGGCGGGUUCCAUGGUCAAUACCAGAGUAGCCGGAAUAACAGAAAUGUACCAAAAGAAGAAUCCGUCCCCGAAUCAAAACAGAGAUCGUUAUAGAAACAAUCUUCGAGAAUCAGAAGACAAUCUCAGACGCAGACGUUCGAAAGAGAUAAGAAGCAGACGAGAGCUUGAACUCGAAGAAGAUUUGGUGAAAACCGGAAGUGAGGACGAAAAUGAUAAAAAUAAACGUAAGCCCAAUAGGCGACGUAAAUAUGUCAAAAAUAAAGAGGAGAAAACAUACUCAAAAUUAAAUAAAGAAAGACGAGAGUGGAAAAAUCAAAAGACUAGAAAGGAGGAGAUGCUCCGAUUUAAUGAUAGACAAAGAAAGAGACCGCUAGGUCAAGAAAAGCAAUUUAAACAAUAUGGGAAUAUUAGAAGCGUGCCAAAUCUUCGGGUGACAUACUUAGGUUCUCAAGCGAGGGUGUCCGACGACUCGAGCGCAGUCCCAUUACGGCUUCCAAAAAAGGAUCUCCAAGAUGAUGGUCUUCCAUAUAAAACGUCAGUGACACGACAUACUCAAAACACACACGAUUUAGAAAAGCUAAUGGAUUCAUAUCGAGAAAGAAACCCCAAAAAUCAUUUAUCUAAUUCUAUCUCCAACUCCGACAUUAGUGGAGUCGAAGACCUAAAGGCAAAAGCACGAAGUAAAAGGGCUUCCAUUUUAAAUCGUGCCGAACGGUUACUUCAUAGUCGGAGAAUGAGGGAGGAUUAUUCCAGCGGGGAAGAUGGAGACACUGAAAAAAGUGACAGAAAUGACAACGUGGUUCACAAACGAAGAGUGGACUAUCCUUCCAGUGAUGACGAUAAAUAUGUUAUGGUGAAGACAACAGUGUCCCCAUCGGACUCUGAAAUACUUACUGACCUAGAUGUAGCACUUCCGCCUAUACCCCAGUUUGACUCGCCUUCCGGCAAAUCACUGCCUUCCAUGACAAAAAGUGAAAUUCCAGUCUACAGUGACGAUGAAUAUGAGGUGUACCCAGCACAAAGGCCUCAUACCGAUACAUUCAGGGAGUAUCCCCCAUUCGUGAUGGGAAGAUAUGAACAGUCCAAAAUGAAUUCAGACUUCAACGAAAAAAUUGAAGUACAUAGAACAACCGACAGGAAGGGAAAGAGAGUGACCUUCUUUAGGAAUGGGGAUAAAGAUUUCAAAGGAGUAAAUGUUUGCAUUAAUCCUAAACAAUUCCUGAACUUUGAGGCACUUCUUGUAUAUCUGAAUGAUCGAAUUGAAACAACGUCUGGAGUAAGGUAUGUGUUUUCCUUACCAGAUGGAAAAGAAAUUAAGAGUGUGACUACAUUUCAGCAAGGGAGGUCUUACAUUGUGUCCUCAGUUAAAAAGCCUGUUCUUGACAUCCCAUAUGGUCAAUCCAGAGAGCAGUUUUGGAACAAUCGUAAACCCUCGGGAGGUCGUGUUCGAAAGAGUGAAGUCGAGUUAUUCAAAAGAUCAGAGUCGCCGAAAAACGCUCCUAAAAAUAAGCCCAGAGUGAUCACUGUUAUAAAUAAUGAGUAUAGGGACAAAAGAGAGAAGUUCUACAUUAAUCCCAACACUAGGCAUAACUUUGAGGAUUUACUGCUUACCAUGGGGGACAUGACAAAUAUUGAUAUACAUGCUUUGUAUACUGAAAAACAACCUCAUAGAAAGGUUGAGAGUUUCAGCCAAUUAUUCAAUGAGUUUAAAAACCAAGAAAAUUUUAUUGCCUGUGGACCAGAAUUGGUACCUCUAAAACCAGAAAAUGUUAAACGUCCUGCUCCAAGCAGCAACUCAGGAAGUGAUUCUAUGAGUGUGGCGAGCCGAAUGAAAAAGUUUCACAAAGCAACCGAUGGAGAGUUGGACGAAAUUGAUGAGUAUGGCAUGCAGCAUUCUCCCUCCCCUCAGGAGGGUAUACUGAAUGGAGUACCUGUUAACGGGUAUCAGGAACCAAUCUCAGCCAGACACAGCGAGGAGGACGACAGCGUUAAGUUCACCAUACGAGGCAGAGUCAGAGAAUAUUUCCCACCCUCCAUUACCUAUCCUGACGAUGAUGGACAACGACCCGACAAAAAGCUGAAAUUGGAAUGGAUUUACGGUUUCCAUGCACGUGAGGGUUGUAAAAGUGUGGUCGUCUUUAGAACAGGCGAACUUCUGUAUUAUGUAGCGGCUGUCGCCGUCUUCUUUAGAAGGAAUGACGAAAGGGGAGACACCCAGCGACAUUAUUUGGGUCACACGGAAGACAUUUCAUGCCUCGAACUACACCCUUCGGAGAACUGGGUGGCUUCAGGACAAAUAGCUGGAAAGGAAAACCCAGCCCACGUCCGCAUCUGGGACGGAGAAAAACUGACCACGUACCAUGUGAUUGGGAUUAAUUUUUUUACUCAUGGAAUUGCUUCCAUCGGAUUUUCAGAACAGGUAUCAACAAUACAGAGUAGAGGAGGAUUCAUGUGUGUAACGGACUCUAGUGAUAAACACGUCCUCAGUAUCUGGGACUGGGAGAAAGAGAAGAUGAUCGCUAAAACAACGACGACAACAAAGACUGUCAACUGCUGCUGCUUCUACAAAUUUGAUGACACACUGUUAAUUACAUAUGGGGCGGAUCAUUUGUUUUUCUGGCGCCUCUUCUGGGAUCCUAUCGGUGUACAAGACGGAAAACUCUACAGGGACAAACUCAGCGGUACGUUUGAGGAAGGAACUCAGCCUGCUAUGAUUACAUCACAUGCCUUUUCUUCGUCUGGUGACGUCAUCACAGGGGACUCAAAUGGUUCCAUAAUGGUAUGGACCAAGGACACUGAGUAUGUGUUCAAUGUCAACGUGGACGUCUCUGCUGAAAUGAAAGGAGCUCACCUGAAGCCGGUAAAUGCGCUGUGCAUGAUGGGCGACAAUACUCUUCUCUCCGGAGGAGGAACUUUUAUCAAGUCAUGGGAUAGCAUCAAUAACUACAGAAAAAUAUCUAAAAGAGAGAUUCCUGAAAUCGCUGGUAACGUCAGAACAAUAAUUCCACAACGAGGCUCUGGAGCAGACGGACAAAUUUACGUAGGAACAUCUAAAUCAUGUAUUCUAGCAGGGUCUCUACCUGUCAAAUUUCGUUUUAUCGUUCAGGGUCACUGCAAAGAUAUUUGGGCAAUAGCAGCAGUACCCGGGGAAACCGCAUUUAUCACCACAGCUCACGACCAGUUCGUCUUCAAAUGGUCUGCCGUGAAGCAUCGCGUCGUCUGGCGCUCUCAGAUGGAGAAGCCGUCCUCGGCUCUGGCAGUCGACAAUCGUGGUAUUUAUGUCGCCGUGGGCUCCGUGGCUGGACGAUUCUUCGUCUUGAACGCCAGAAACGGGAUGCACAUUAUUACCGUCCAAGUAGGAAAAUCACAAAUCAACGCAAUGAGGUUCUCCCCUGACAAUGCCAUGUUAGCAGUUGGUUGUGAAGAUGGACACAUUCACAUCUUUUACGUACAUGAUGAGGGGCAGAUCUACCGCAAGAACAACAUUAUCCUUAGGGGACACGGCAAAUUUGUAACAAAUCUUGACUGGUCUACCGACAGUCGCUAUCUACAGAGUGUGGACGGAGAUUUUGAACUUUUAUGUUGGAAUAUUCAACGCAUGGAAAGAGAGGCCCCUCGUGCUCUUCGGGAUUGUAACUGGCAAACGUACAGCUGUUGUGCUGGUCACCCACUGAUGGGUCCCUGGACGUCAUGUGACCCUGGUGAGACCGUUUCUGUGGUAGCACGCUCCAAUUACCGCGAGGUCAUCGUCACGGGAGACAACACAGGCAGAAUCAAAGUUUUCAAAUAUCCAUCUUCUACCAACAUGCCUGCUUGUCGCUGGACCAAGCUGUACUCUUCCACUGUAACUGCAUUGGAGUUUCUGUAUGAUGACAGUUUCAUGGUGUCCGCAGCAGGGAAGAUGCCGGUUCUGGCUCAGUGGAGCGUGGUGGAUACAUUCAGUGGAAAACAGUAUAACACUUAAACAAUAAUGAAUAACAAGCUCAGUCAACAUUAUAACACUUGAACAACAGUGAGCAAGCUCAGUCAGCAGUAUGAGACUUGAACAACAGUGAACAAGCUCAGUCAUCAAUGAGCUUAUGAUGCAGAAACAAAUGUCUGAAGAUUUUGUUAAUACCAUUCACAGGCUUAAAAAAAGUAGUUGACAUUCAGAUUAAGAAAAAAAAAAUGUACCAAUUUAAAUUAAUCUGCUUUAUAGAGCGUAUAUCCAGCAAUAUUUACUUGCAAAUAGUUGAUCAACUCUUUACAUCUUGUCCAUCACACCUGGUAAACACCAGAACUAGCGAGUUAUUUACCUCAGAUACCGAAUGUUAUUUAUUAUUGCUCAUUCCGUCCAUUUUCACAUUUGCUUCACAUACAUAAAUCAGCAAACUUGUAAAAUGUAUAUUUAAGUAUAUGAUGCAUUUAAUUUUGUUACUAAAUACUUGUACUUUAUAGGUAUGAUUUUUAUAUGCUUAUAUAAAUUGUUAUAAACAGACAAGUUUGUAAAUUUUAAUGUAAUUUGUUAUGGUAUCAGAUAGUAACUAUGUCUGUUGUUUAGUUCUUUAUCAAAGUUUUUUUCUCAAUAGGAAAAAGGAAUCCAUGUACAGUCCUUUUCAAGCUCUGAUCAUUCUGUGAUA